This is a messenger RNA of Nicrophorus vespilloides, 1246 nucleotides long. RefSeq names its product venom protease-like. The record is from RefSeq and is a predicted model, not a curated record. Gene Ontology annotation, biological process: proteolysis. Lineage: Eukaryota; Metazoa; Arthropoda; Insecta; Coleoptera; Silphidae. Gene Ontology annotation, molecular function: serine-type endopeptidase activity. Bases 159 to 1211 code for a protein of 350 amino acids. The transcript is spliced from 6 exons.
GAGAAAUAACAACCAUAUAUUUACGAGCCCAAGCAACGCCCACUUGUUUAUACAUAUAUGUUAAUAAUUUUAAUUUUCUUUUAGUAAUUUUUCUAUAGCUCACGUGUAUAGUCACUUUUAGGGAAAUCCAUUGAACGUAUUUCCCCAAUAAUAUAAUCAUGUUUCUAUGGAAACUGAGUUUUCUUAUAAUAUUGUUUGUAAUUAGAUCCAAAGCCAACCUUGAAUGGGGAGAGGAAUGCGAGUUGGAAAAUGGAUCAAUGGGCGUUUGCAUUGAGGCAUCGAAAUGCCAACAUGCUUAUAGAAAUAUUAUAUCAGGGAAUCAAUCGAAUCUUUCUCAAUCCAUAAGAAAAGAAACAAUUGUUUGUUGUGAUGAUGUAAAUGUCAAGGAAAUUGCAGGCAUUAGAAGUGUACAAGCUUGCAAAAAAUGGGGACCAAAUUUGUAUCAACCCGAUAGGAUUCUGGGUGGAGAUGGUGAUCCAACAUCGUCCGCCGAAUUUCCACAUAUGGCGGCACUGGGAUUCGAAGAUACUGAAAACAAUGACACUUAUUGGGGAUGUGGAGGAAGCUUGAUCAGCCUGAAAUUCGUUCUGACUGCAGCUCACUGUCUUUAUAGUAUACAAUUUGGUCCGGUGAAGUACGUGAGACUCGGAGAUUUGAAUUUGAGAACUACAGACGAUGAAGCCGAUCCUCAAGAUUUCCUUGUUUCCAAAACAUACAAACAUCCACUCUACAAGCGACCCAGCAAGUACCAUGAUAUAGCCCUGAUAGUAUUAGAUCGUUUAGCUGUGAUCACCGACUUUGUACUACCGGCUUGCCUGAAUAUUAAUAUGAAUACUUCAAACAACCGACUUAUUACAACUGGCUGGGGUUUGGUUCCGUUCUCAGGAAUAGAAGUGGAUCAUCUUCAAAAAUUAAAUUUACACCAUGUGAAUAACAGCGAUUGUAAGAAAGCAUAUGAUGUGAAUCAUCGUACACUUAGUGAAGGUAUACACGAGCAAUAUCAAAUUUGUGCAGGAUAUCAAGGAAAAGACAUCUGUCAAGGAAAUUCAGGGGGACCUUUGCAAUCGCGAACGAGAUUAGGUAACUUUUAUAUUCAUGGAGUCACAUCCUUCGGGAACGCAUGUCGAUUGACAAAAAGUUCUGGAGUCUACACUCGAGUAGCCAACUAUAUAGAUUGGAUCGAAUCAAUCGUUUGGGCAAACACUGAGUAACUUUUUAUUAAUAAAUAAAGAAUUUUGGAAUUUUA